AUGUCAACCUCUUUCGCUAUCCGUUUCGUAUUUCCGCGCUCCGUCCCUCCCGUCCGCCCUCCCUAUCGCAUUCACGCGCUCCGUCCCUCCCGUCCGCAUACGCCGGUCGCCUUCACGCACUACGCCACUCCCGUCCGCUCUAUCACGAUCGCAUUCUCUCUCUCCGUCGCUCCCGUGCGUUCCCACGGUCGCAUUCACACGCUCCGUCCGUCCGUUGCUCUGCCACCGUCGCAUUCUCGCGCACCGUCCCUCCCGUGCGUUCCCACGGUCGCAUUCUCUCUCUCCGUCCCUCCCGUGCGUUCCCACGGUCGCAUUCUCUCCCUCCCGUCCGCUCUACCUCUCGCAUCCGCUCUCUCCGUCCAUUCCGUGCGCUCUACCUUUCCGCAUUCGCGCGCUCCGUCCCUCCCGUCCGCUCUACCUCUCGCAUUCGGUCUCUCCGUCUCUCCGUGCGCUCUACCUUUCCGCAUUCGCGCGCUCCGUCCCUCCCGUCCGCUCUACCUUUCGCAUUCGCUCUCUCCGUCCAUUCCGUGUGCUCUCCCUUCCGCAAUCGCGCGCUCCGUCCCUCCCGUCCGCUCUCCCUUACAUUCGUUAUCUCCGUCCCUCCCGUGCGCUGUCCGUACCUCAUUCGCGCGCUCCUUCCCUCCCGUCCGCUCUCCCACCGUUGCAUUCUCUCUCGCCGUCGCUCCCGUGCUCUCUCACCGUCGCAUUCUCCCUCUGUCGUUCCCAAGGUCUCCCACCGUCGCAUUCGCCAUCUCCUUCGCUCCCGUUCUCUAUCCCGGCCGCUCUCGUUCUCGGGUGCUCUCGCUCGGUCAGAUUUGCCCUCUCCGUCUCUACCGUGUGCUCUCUCGUUCGCAAUCGUGCCUUACUCUUCGCAAUUGCGCGCUCCGUCGCUCCCGUCCGUUCUCCGUGCUUUCCCACCGUCGCAUUCACCGACGAAUUCGCUCUCUCUGUCCCUCCCUUGCUCUCCCACCGUCGAAUUCUCUCUCUCUGUCCCUCCCUCGCUCUCACACCGUCGAGUUCUCUCUCUCUGUCCCUCCCUCGCUCUCACACCGUCCAAUUCUCUCUCUCUGUCCCUCCCUCGCUCUCACACCGUCCAAUUCUCUCUCUCCGUCCCUCCCUCGCUCUCCCACCGUAGCAUUCUCUCUCUCCGUCUCUCCCUCCCUCACACUGCCCCCUCUCUCCCUCCCUCACACUGCCCCCUCUCUCGUCGCUCCCCGAGUCCUCUCCUCUUCCGGGCUCUUCCUCUCUGUCCCACUCGUUCACCCCCUCCUCCCUCCUAUCCCCUCGUCCUCCCUCCCCUCCGCUCUCCUCCUCUCCACUCUCUUCCUCUCCGCCCUCUUCCUCUCUGCCCCACCUUCCCCCUCCUCUCCUCUCCCGGGCUCUCCCUCUCUCUCCCUCCCUCUCCUCCUCCCCCUCCCUCCUCUCCUCUCACUGCCUCUUCCUCUCUGCCUCCCUCACCUCCUCCCCCUCCCUCCUAUCCUCUCACUGCCUCUUCCUCUCUGCAUCUGUUCCAUUAUCCAUCGCACGUGGUUCACUGUCUUGUUUGCAGAUGGCAUACACGUGUAG
Messenger RNA from Closterium sp. Naga37s-1, 1566 nucleotides. The record is from the annotation of a GenBank genome assembly. NCBI's taxonomy places the organism in Eukaryota, Viridiplantae, Streptophyta, Zygnematophyceae, Desmidiales, Closteriaceae.